CCGGCGCGGCAGGGCGGGGCGGGGGGGCCGCGCGGAGGCAGCGGGCAGAGCGCGGCGCGGUUCGGCUGGGCUGGGCGCCGCCGCCGCCGCGCAUGGAGAGCGAGCGGGCGCCGACAGGGGAGCUGCCUGCGCGCGCCGGUCUGCCCAGCCGCCGCCGGGCUGAAGUCUAAUUAGAACCUGAUUGGCUCUGUCUUCAAGUUUUCCCUUCUAACCUCUGCUGUGACAGGUUAUGUGAAGACUGCCAAGAGGAUUGGUGAACCUGAAAGCUUGCAUGUUUUUCAGCUUUAUCAUCAAACUACUAAAGACACUUCCUCACUAUGAAAUGUAUCUCACAUGGAGAAAAUUGCUUCUUGUACAGACUGGUUUUGGAAACUUUAGCUGGCAUUUCUGAUCUUAUUACUGACACUAGUUUGCCAUACUUUGCAGCACUGGCACUACAGGUUCUCGGGAUUCUUUUUUGAACCACUAGAAGUUUCAUUUUAAUAUAGACUAUUUUAUAGUCAUAUAACAAUAUGUACAUAGAAAUACCUUCAGUUUUUACUGUCUUGUAAAAUCAGAUUUAAGCCAGUUCUACAAGGUUUUACUAUUUAGAGUCUCAGAUUAGUUGUGAGAUUGGAAUGUCUGCUUCUGUGUGUUAAGGAUAGUGUUAAUAUGCAGCUUUUAAGCAACAGAUUUAUUUUCAUUAUAUUGACAAAUUAUCUGCUAUGCAUAGUUUUCAGAUUUCUGCACUGAGUAGACCGGAGACAUGCUUUUGGGUUUUACUAUAUUUUGAUACCUUGAGGUUUUGCUCUUGGGAGCAGUAGAAAGCAGGCUCUACCUACUUAGCGACCGAUGGCUGAGGGACAGAAUUCCUAAAGCUGGGGAAAAUGAGUAGCAAUCGAAGCAGAGAAAGAGUUUUGGCCUUUCUGUCAGGGUUUAUAAACCAUGAAGUUGCUGUACUGUAAACUGUGUCACAACUGUGACCCAAAUUAAAAUAAUUUUUUUUUCUCUCUCUUGGAACAAGUGGCAGGAGGGAAGGGGAGCGGACAGGAUAGCUUCUUAAGCUGGCCUGCAGUGCCAGAGAAAAUGUUGUGUAACCACAUCCUGGAUAACCCCAAAGAUGGACUGAGCUACAAAAGAAAUUUUGGGUUCCCAGUGGGAUCUGAGGACAUGGGAUUGCACAAGACCCAGAUCCUCAGCUGUGGGCAAUAAAGCAUGUGUCAAGCCAACAGCUGGCUCCCAAAAGGUUGAGACUUUGGAACUGUUCUAACAACUGUGUAAAUAGGUGCAUGGUUAUCUUUUAAUUGCUCUAUACCUGGGUCUUCAUAAACCUUUGUAACUGUGCUGUCUAUGAGGGAUUUUGUGAACAUGAACUAUUUUUUGAACAAAUACUUCUGGUUGCUUUUAUCUUAACCUGGCUUCAGUUAAAGGUGGUUUCAAGGUAGCUGGCUAACAUUAGGACAUUCUGUUCUUGUGAGUCUUUUGACCCUUAGAACUGGAGCCUAGCACACUAAAGUGGUGGUUUGGGCAUGGAAAGGAUGAUGGAGCUGCAAUGAGUUCCAAUGAGUAUUUUGGAAGCAUGCUUGCAGAAGCUGGGGAGAAGCAUGUUAGGCUUAAGUAUGUGAUAAUGAGAAUGCUAAAUUGUUAGGACUUAAGAGCCCUGUGCAAGGUGGGUGUAAAAAAUGAGCUGGAAUUUUCACUUCUCAUUGUUACACCCUGGCAGACUUAAAAGCAGUGUGAUGAAAUAGGUGCAGGUCAAAGUGGCGAAUAAAUAAACCAGGACAUUUUGGUUAAGGUUAAUGAGAUUACAGAGUCGGAACCAAAUCAGUUUGAAGCUGUGUCUGCAAUGUAGUUGCAUGUAGGAUUGUAACACACAUGGAUGUACCUGAAUGAGCUUGUAUUUCAGCAACUGGAACCCACAGCAGUUUAAAUUGCAUUGGACACCAAAAAUGUCAUGUUGCUUUUGCUACUCAAGCUAGCUGAGGUAUAUUAACAGUGUUUAGAAGGAUAUCUUUAGGUUGCAGCAGACUAAAGCCAUACCAUAAUUUUCUUGGGCUUUGGUACUUUUCCAAGUCUGUUUUCUAAGAGCUCUGCCACUUGCUCAGACUGAUAACUUAUCAAUAUUUUUGCCUGUAAACUCUCAAAACUGAGUUUCAAAUUAACUUUGCUAAAUGUUUAAAUGUUUUUACUUUGUUUUGUAAAAAAAGAUUGUAAUACUUGACAAUUUCGUGGUGGUUCUCCUAAGUUUUGACACAAUUUUUUUGGACUCUUGAACCUGAGAUAAAAAUUUUUGGCAGGUACAGCUUUUGGAAACUACUGUGUAAUUUCAAAUCUCAGUGAGGCUGAUGUGUUGAGAACACAGAAGUCCUUUCUUGUGGUACACUAUGUUCCACCACUGCUUGUGUGCCUGCUUUGUCUGACCUCCUGUGAGUACCAGCAGCAAGUGGGUGACUUGUGAUGUGCCUAUUUAAAGGGCUUCAUCACACUCAUGUUUCAUACAGAGAUUUCUCAAGUGAUAAAAGGCAAAUGCUCUGAAAAGAACCAAACCAAACAAUGGCCUGUCUUACAAUGACAAAUAUGGAAGGUACAGCAACUUCUACUGUCCACCAGAAUGGUGACAUCCAUGGGAAUACCAAUGCACCCAAGCAGACAGAACCAUUACUUCAAGUGUACCUUUAUCAUUCUCCUGGGAAGACAGGAGGAGAUUACCUUCAGUUUCCUGCUGGAGAAUAUGUUGCAGAAGAGAUUUGUGCUGUUGCCUGUAAAGCCUGUGGUAUCAUGCCAGUGUAUCAUAACAUGUUUGCACUUAUGAGUGAAACUGAGAGAAUGUGGUAUCCUCCAAAUCACAUCUUCCAUAUAGAUGAAGCAACCAGACUCAUCCUAAUUUACCGGAUAAGGUUUUAUUUUCCCCACUGGUAUUGCAAUGGCAGCAGCAGAGCAUAUCGGUAUGGCGUCCUUCGAGGUGCAGAAAGCCCUGUUCUUGAUGAUCUUGUCAUGUCUUACCUGUUUGCACAGUGGCGAGAUGAUUUUUUGGAUGGAUGGAUACAGAUGCCUGUUACUCAUGAAACACAGGAAGAAUGCCUUGGAAUGGCUGUUCUGGAUAUGAUGAGAGUGGCCAAAGAAAAGGACCAAACCCCACUGGCUAUUUACAAUUCAGUCAGCUACAAAAUGUUUUUGCCUAAAUGUGUGCGAGCAAAAAUCCAAGACUAUCACAUUUUGACGCGAAAAAGAAUAAGGUACAGGUUCCGCAAAUUUAUACAGCAGUUUGGCCAAUGCAAAGCUACUGCCAGAAACUUGAAACUUAAGUAUCUUAUAAAUCUGGAAACCCUUCAGUCUGCCUUCUAUUCAGAGGUUUUUGAAGUAAAAGAACCUGGUGGAGAUCCUUCUGGAGAGGAACGUUUUGCAACCAUUGUAAUAACUGGAAAUGGUGGUAUUCAGUGCUCAAGAGGAAAACUUAAAGACUGUGAGACACUAGCAGAGCAGGAUUUACAAACAUACUGUGAUUUUCCUGAUAUCAUUGAUGUCAGCAUUAAACAAGCAAGCCAAGAAGGCUCCAGUGAGAGCAGAAUUGUCACCAUUCACAAACAAGAUAGCAAGAAUCUGGAGGCUGAAUUCCAGUCAUUAAGAGAAGCUCUCUCCUUUGUGUCGUUGAUUGAUGGAUAUUACAGAUUAACUGCGGAUGCCCACCAUUAUCUCUGUAAAGAAGUAGCACCACCAUCAGUCCUUGAAAACAUCCAAAGCAAUUGCCAUGGACCAAUUUUCAUGGACUUUGCUAUCAGUAAACUGAAGAAAGCGGGUAAUCAGACUGGUUUCUACGUUCUUCGUUGCAGUCCUAAAGAUUUUAAAAAAUACUUCCUCACCUUUGCUAUAGAGCGUGAGAACACCACUGAUUAUAAGCACUGCUUAAUUACGAAGAAUGAGAAUGGAGAAUAUAAUCUUAGUGGAACCAAGAGGAGUUUUGGUAAUCUUAAGGAUCUGUUGACAUGCUACCAGACAGAAACGGUCCGUUCAGACAGCAUAAUUUUCCAGUUCGUCAAAUGCUGUCCUCCAAAACCAAAAGAUAAAUCAAAUCUCCUGGUUUUCAGAAGCAAUAGUGUUUCUGAUGUACCUUCAUCACCUGCGCUACAGAGACACAAUAAUGUCAACCAGAUGGUCUUUCACAAAAUCCGGAAUGAAGAUUUGAUAUUUGAGGAAAGUCUUGGACAGGGCACGUUUACUAAGAUUUUCAAAGGUGUAAGAAAAGAAGUGGGAGACUAUGGCCAGCUCCAUCAAACUGAAGUUCUUUUAAAGGUGCUGGAUAAAGUGCAUAGAAACUACUCAGAGUCCUUCUUUGAGGCAGCAAGCAUGAUGAGCCAGCUUUCUUACAAACAUUUGGUGUUAAAUUAUGGAGUCUGUGUAUGUGGAGAGGAGAACAUCCUUGUACAAGAAUAUGUAAAAUUUGGAUCCUUGGACACGUACUUGAAAAAGAACAAAAAUGUUAUCAAUAUCUUGUGGAAGCUGGAAGUAGCCAAACAGUUGGCAUUAGCCAUGCAUUUUCUGGAGGAUAAAGGCCUUGUUCAUGGGAAUGUCUGUGCAAAAAACAUAUUGCUUAUCAGAGAGGAAGACAGGAAGUCUGGAAACCUUCCGUUUAUAAAACUAAGUGAUCCCGGCAUCAGUAUUACAGUUUUGCCAAGAGACAUUCUUCUUGAGAGAAUACCAUGGGUUCCACCUGAAUGUAUUGAGAAUCCCAAACAAUUAAGCCUGGCCACAGACAAGUGGAGUUUUGGUACUACUUUGUGGGAAAUCUGCAGUGGAGGAGACAAACCUCUGAGUGCACUGGAUUGUUCAAGGAAACUACAGUUUUAUGAAGAUAGGCACCAACUUCCUGCCCCCAACUGGACAGAACUAGCAAACCUUAUAAACAACUGUAUGGAUUAUGAGCCAGAUUUCAGGCCUUCAUUUAGAGCAAUUAUACGUGACUUGAAUAGCCUGUUCACUCCAGAUUAUGAGCUAUUGACAGAAAGUGAUAUGUUGCCAAAUAUGAGAAUUGGAGCACUUGGAUUUUCUGGUGCUUUUGAAGAUCGGGACCCAACACAAUUUGAAGAAAGACAUCUUAAGUUUUUACAGCAGCUUGGCAAGGGAAAUUUUGGCAGUGUUGAGAUGUGCCGGUAUGAUCCACUGCAGGAUAAUACGGGGGAGGUGGUGGCUGUGAAAAAGCUGCAACAUAGCACAGAAGAGCACCUUAGGGACUUUGAAAGAGAAAUUGAAAUCCUUAAAUCUCUGCAGCAUGAUAACAUUGUUAAAUACAAAGGAGUAUGCUACAGCGCAGGUCGUAGGAAUCUAAGAUUAAUUAUGGAAUAUUUACCAUAUGGAAGUUUACGAGAUUAUCUGCAGAAACACAAGGAGAGGCUGGACCACAAGAAGCUUUUGCUGUAUGCGUCUCAGAUAUGCAAGGGCAUGGAGUAUCUGGGUACAAAAAGAUAUGUUCAUCGGGAUUUAGCAACAAGAAAUAUCUUAGUGGAGAACGAGAACAGAGUUAAAAUUGGAGAUUUUGGAUUGACAAAAGUCUUGCCACAAGACAAAGAAUACUACAAAGUAAAAGAACCUGGUGAAAGCCCUAUAUUUUGGUAUGCUCCAGAAUCUCUGACAGAAAGCAAAUUUUCUGUGGCCUCAGAUGUGUGGAGUUUUGGUGUGGUGUUGUAUGAACUCUUCACAUAUAUUGACAAGAACAAAAGCCCACCAGCUGAAUUCAUGCGCAUGAUUGGCAAUGAUAAACAAGGGCAGAUGAUUGUAUUUCAUUUGAUAGAGCUUUUGAAGAAUAAUGGACGACUGCCAAGACCAGACGGAUGUCCUGAUGAGAUUUAUGCUAUCAUGAAAGAGUGCUGGAACAAUAAUGUUACCCAGCGCCCCACCUUUAGGGAUCUGGCUCAACGAGUGGAUCAUAUAAGGGACAACAUGGGUGGAUGAGAAAACUGUCCCUCCAUCAAAGGAUGCGUUGGAAUGCAGAACAAGAUGUACUUGGUCCGCUGUGUAUAAUUGACAUACGUACACAUCUGCAUCUUACCUUUGCUGAAAGUAAAAUCUGUGUGGCAAAUUUCCUAUCUCACUCUGUAUACUGAGGAAUCCUGCUGGUUUUCUUUUUCAGGAUAUAUUUGUUACUAUUAGAACAUGCUGAAAUUCUCAAUAGGGAGAGAAAUUAUUUUUCUAAGUAAAAUAAUCUAAUAUAUGGUCAGUCUACAACACCAUUGUUUGCCUUACUUGGCAAUGCAAAAAAGAGGUGAUUUAAAUUGUGGUGAGAUUGAGAUGAAAAGACAGUGUAUUUCCUUGUUGAAAUGGAGAUGCACAGAAAACUUUUAGAAGUCUUUCCACACUGGGUAUAUAGUGACUUGGCACCCUGUUUUGUGUGUAGCACAAGGACUUGUGUGUGUUAAUACAGGUUUAUGAUUUUUUUGUUGUUGAUGCAGAAAUGGCUUCUCUGUAUAACAAAAUAUAAGUGGUUAUGAAACCCAGAAACUUAAUGUGCCUGUCUGAAUAAGUUAUCAGCCAGCAAUACAUGCAAAGAGAUACAAUAGGCUCUGUAAUGUACUGUAAGUAUUUUUAGGGAAAGGGAGCAAAUCGUUCUUAAUUUGGAGAGCCAGAAAACCUAUUUAUCAAUAUGAAAUUUUUAAUUUUAAAUCAAAAAGGAAACAUCCAGUUUUUCCUACCCUUCUUUUCCUUUGUUGAGUAUUAGAUUCCCCGUAUAUAAUUGAAAACAUAAUGAUAACAAGUAAAAAUUAAGCCAUUUUGUACAAGGCAGUGUCUUCAGUUUGUUUCUGAAUGCGAAAAAGCUAAACAUAACUGCUUUUAAAUGCUGCUCUUUCAUUCUUCCCAUCUUUGUAAUUAUUGUGCAGUCAUAACUGUAUUUAUAAAUCGGGAACUUUUGAAAGCAGAAUUAAAAAUGUAGAAAAUGCCUUCCAUUUCACAGUUCCUCACUUUGCUGUUAAGAUGAUCACCUUAUACCUUCCUUCCAGUACACAAAAAAGAAUGCUUAUGGCUCAGCUUCUGAUGCAGCCAGUCACAACCACAUCAAGUUUAUUUUGUAAUGAAGUAGCCCAAGUCACCUCUCAUUUCUUUCUGUGGUAAUACCCAACAUAAGACUCUUUGGAAGGAGGAAUUACAAGUGCAAUUGCUUCACACUCAGUGGGUGGCCAGGACAUGAUCCCAGUUACUGAGAACUGGAAGGAGAUCAGAGCUACCUGAACAGAUUAUUUAUGCUGUAUGAUUCAGCUUUUGAACUAAGUCUAACAAAAAUUUGUGGACAAGACAGCUCUUCGGUUUUGCCGCCAGGCAUAAAACUUGGGGAUAAUCUCAUAUCUCAAUGCAGUAAAGUUGCAGGUUUUGUAUAUUUUUAGUUCAAAUAUUUUUUUCUGUUUUGUUUUUACUUAUUAUUAAGCAUUAUUGUUUGCGAAGUACAAUGCUUGUUCUUCUUGGACUUUUGCUGAGAGGAGUUCAAUUAAGGGGAUAUACAACUUGGCAAACUGACCUGACAUCCAGAUUUGUUUUUAAAAUGAAGUGCUCAUUUUUAAAAUCUGUGGCAGUGAGUCAGUGAAGCUGAGGCCUCCUGAAGUUUUCUGGUUAACUACAUCCAUCUUAACAGAAUUUUAAGUACCUCAGCUUUAAAAAAAAGUAAAAAAUAAAUCAUGAUGUAGUGCAACAUAGUGCCAGUAUAGCAAUCUUGUAGCACUAUGAUGUUUCUCUCCCACAAAAUUAUGAUUUUGUAAUAUGGGAGACUGCUAACCAGGGAGUGUAGCGUCAGCCCUCUUUCUGCCCAUUGCAUUUCAUAAUAUUUCUGUUGGUUUUCUUGCCACUGGGCACUUGCAUAGAUAAUUUUUAAAACUAGUUUCACAGUCAGUUUUUAAGCUGCAAAGAACUUUAAAGUGCUUUGUUCAACUUAAUGUGUUCUCUCCAUUUCUAUACAUUGCUUUGAAGAUUCAAAAUUUUGUGCAAAAAAGUCUUUGCAUUUGUAGUCUGUUGUGUGUAUGUGGUUUUUGUAACAAAAGAAAAUAAAGCUUUAAUGUAUUGAAACAGCAUUUUAGCUGGAAAACAUGCAGGAGUUAUGUAAAAUUUGCACUGUAUGACACUCAGUAGGUUUCCAGUAUAUAGUAGACUCAGCAUAAUUUAUCUACAAAUCUCAGGGAAGUUUGUGUAAUGCAAUGAAGAAAUCUUCUAGUCUGCUAUUUUAUCAGUAAAUACGAAGUCUUUUUCUUGUUCUACUAUGCUAUGACUGAUUACAUAGUCUAUUUGAUUUGCAUAAAUAUAGUGUUGAACUCAAGGAUCUUUUUUAAGUGUCUUGUGGAAUUAUUUUUUUUUUUUUUUUUGCUUUAAUGCUUUAUAUUUUUAGAGAAAGCCAUACCUUUACACUGCAGUAUACUUCUGUGCUGUUGGUCAGGAACAUACAGUCUUUUGUAACAAGUCUGUCGGUGCAAAGGGCUUAUCAUUCAGGAUGAGUGUUCUCAGCUGGGAGAACAGGACCAAGUAGUGCUUAGGACUCUGGGGCAGAUGUGUGAUCAUCUGCAGUGUCAAUGCUUAGGUCCUGGAACAGGCAAAAUGGUUUUCUCAAAAAGCUGUUGAGGAUGUUAAUACAGUGAUUUUGCUGAAUUUGCUACUGCCAAUUGUAGUAACCUACUUAAACAACAAACAGAAAACACUGUGUUUUGAAAGCUCUCAGAUCUAUAGAAGCGCUGCACAAUGCCGUAUUUUUAUAUAGCCUUUGUAUUAACGGGUUCAGUUCUUUGUUUUAGAAACUUCCUUAAGUUGGCAUUGCAUUUGUCAUACAUUAAUGUAAUCACUAUGCUACCCAAAAUGCUGUGAUUUUUUUUUAAUUUUUUUUUAAGAAAAAGUGCUGGUUUAUGUAUACAUGACUGCUGCUAUGAUGUAGAAUUAACAACUACUGCUUUGCACUUACCUUUGAAGUGAAAGAAUUUUUCUGUAAGUGCACAAUAUAUCUUAUAGAAUCUCUGCAAACAAGCAUUGUCUAGUAUAAUAUUGGUUUGUUGUCUAUCAGUAUAAAUGUGUUAAGUUGCAAAAUUCGUUUUUAAAUAUAUUCCAUAAUCUUGCAACAGUCGUGUAAUAAGCCAGAGAGAGAAUGAAUUUUCAGGAAAAGAAAACCCUAUUCUUGUCAAGUCCUAGAUUAAAAGCCUCCGUAGUUGAGAUAAUUGUUACUAAAUAUAGAUGAAUAUAACUGUAAAAAGAUAUGUAAAGAUCAUUUUAACUUUUUUUUCCAGAGAUUAAGGUUUUGUUUCAUUUAGUUGAGAAGUUGACCAACUGCCUUGAAAUGUAUGGGAAGAGGUGUUACUGUAUGAAGUAUGAAGAAGUGUAACUCUUGUGUGAAGAAAGCAAGCUUUUCAGGAAUGUAUGUUCACAGACACCUGGAGGAUAGGAUUCUGAGAGCAAAAGCAGAAGCACAGAAGAACAAGACUGAUGGGAAAAGGCUGAUGUUCAACACUGAAGAAGCUUUCUGAAAUGUGAAAUUCAUAAUGAUUUAUGAAAAACUGAUGUCUACUGAAAAUGCCAUACCAUGACAAAUAUGUGCUAAUAUAUUUCUAAACUGUGUAUUGUCUGUCUUAAAUCUAAAAUACUCACAGAGACGUAACCUGACUGAAAAAUGCAAGAAUUACUAUACCAAAAGAAACUGCUGAAGGUUGUGUCGUAUCAGACAGCAAUUUUGAAAAGGCGUUUGGCUGAGAAGUUUUUUCUGCGUUACGCUUUUUGAAUAAGAGGUUUACAGUACUUUAUAUUAAAGUAGAAACAGGUCUGGGGGGUGGGAGUGAGGAAGCACAAGACGGAGAUGCCUGCUACUUAUGGUUGGACUGCAAGCAUUUGAACACAUGGUUUCUUGGAGAGAACAUGAAAGGGAUAUUUUUUUCGAAAGCUGUGUAUUGAUACCCGAAACUUAACUGUGCAUUUCUUUUGAGUUUGGAUAGUGAAAAUAAAAUAACUAAAUACAAUGAA
Molecule: messenger RNA, 9948 nt
Organism: Falco peregrinus (peregrine falcon)
Lineage: Eukaryota; Metazoa; Chordata; Aves; Falconiformes; Falconidae
Gene: JAK2
Product: Janus kinase 2
Exons: 28
Coding region: 2533-5925 (1130 amino acids)
Biological process (GO): cytokine-mediated signaling pathway; peptidyl-tyrosine phosphorylation; hemopoiesis
Cellular component (GO): membrane; cytoskeleton; cytosol
Molecular function (GO): non-membrane spanning protein tyrosine kinase activity; cytokine receptor binding; histone binding
Source: RefSeq, a predicted model, not a curated record